AUAUUUACUGCCCAGUCCUUUGUGAAAAAGGUUCACCAACCCCAGGUCUAAGUUAAUCCCGAUGACCUCAUUUUCCAGCUUCCCCUGCUGCUGAUGGGAGGUCCGCAGGCUGUGGUUGUUGAGCAGAUCGUGUAGCGCCUCUGAACCUCAGUUCCUGACCUGUCACUGCAAACACUUUCCGCACAUUCUUUCACUGAACAGAACUCACAACCGCCCCUGAGGGACACUCACGUGUAUAAAGCAUGAAGAGGGGGCAGUGACAGCACUUCCACCGGCAGGAGCGGGGGCCAGCACCAGCCGUGCCAUCCCGCGGAGUGUCCGGCAGCGGCAUGGCUCAUGGAACCCGUCCUGUGGCCGGCUGGCUUUCCCGGAAGAUUGGCUAAUUUCUACUCAUCUGUCUGCACAUUCAGUGACUCAUUGCCCUGCCAUCUCAGUUCUGUUGCUGAGCCCGUCCAGUUAAUAAAACUCGGUUUUCGAACAUUUUGCUGCCCCAGGAGGGCAAUGGGCCCCUGUCCAAUUCAUCAGCGACCUAACGAGCGGCCCCGGAGGUCCUGGCCCGCCCAUUCCAGAAGCUCUCUCUGCCUUGUAAAGCUGCCCACCUGGAGCCCAGGGGAGCAGGAACUCGGAGGGGAGCUUAUGCUCGUCGUGCCUGCAGUACCCGGGACGUGGAUGCGCUGUCUUGGACCGUCUUACCACCCGCUUGGCCCUGAUGCCCACUCACGGGUGUCAUCCAGACAGUUGGCUGGGAUCUGGGGACUUCUUGUAACACCUGGCGGACCGGAGAUGCCCCACCACUCACGUCAGCACUGCACUUCGCAACCUUGGAGACAUCACGGAGACACUGCGGGAACGCUCUUCUCUCUUCUUUCCGGCAACCCAGUCAGAAAAUCCUGAUUUAUGGCAUUGUGCGGGCUUCCUGUUCCUUUCAACCCCAAGCGUCUCAAGCCGCGCCCGUGUUCCCAGGGCUGCCAUAGCCUCCCGCUCGCACGUCGCCAACAACAGAGUAAUGGACUUUCCAGGGCUUCCAGUCGUCCCAGACUUCAUCCGCCGCUUUUGAAAACUGGAGGCUAAAUUCUUGUAACAUGAAGUAGACCAUUUUAAACCGAACAGUCCAGCGGCAAGCCUCGUGGGUUCGGCGAAACCACCGCUGUCACGGCAGGACUUAUGCAUCACCCCGGAAGGAGACCCCAUGCCCACAGCCAGUCACUGCCACCCCGGCCUCCUCCCAGCCCUUGGCGGCCACUCACCUGCUUUCUGACCGUAGGUUUGCUUGUUCCGGAAUGGCCUUUUGAGACGGGCUUCUUUCACUUGGCUCGUAUUCGAGCGGAAGGGCUCCGGAGCCCCACAGAUAUGGGUCCAGUCCUGGCUCUGCCAUUUCCUGUGUUGGGCAGCUUCAAGCACGACUCUCCAGCGCUCUGACCCUCAGUGUCAUCUGGAAAGGGAAGAAAACCACCACGGCAGUUAGCCAGUGCUCACCGAGUGUUGCCCUGCUGAGCACUCGCUGUUUCACGGCGAUGACGUCCCACCACCAGCUCUACAUGACGGGUGCUGAGGAACAGAGAGGUUCGGACAUCUGUCCUGGGCCACAGCCCUUGGUAAACGGUAAAACCUGGGCCCCCAGCCAGGCCUUCUGGCUGAGCCCUUGGGCCCCUACCUGAGGCUCCCGGCCCCGCUGUGACUGUCUUAAUUCGAUGUGAUUGUUCCUUGAAAAACUUCCACUGGCAGGUGGACAGACCCAGGUAAUGAGGCUGCUCGUCACCCACCCCAGCCACAGAAACGCUAGAACUCAGUGAGUCCCGCCCCUCGCCCAGGCCUGGCUGCUUCUCUCCGCAUGAAGUAUUUCCUGCGCGUCUCCCAGGGGUGCUGCUGUAAGCUUUCCCUUCCCCCGCUCCGUGCUCUCGGCACGUCCGAAACUUCGACCAGGGGCCCGACCCAGGGAGCGCUUGUUGCCGGCUUGCUGCCUGGGUGAGCGCCAUGAGUCUGAUGAGCCAGCUGUCUGUGAGUCCCCACGUAGGAGUCACUGCUGGUCCCCCAGGAGCUAAGAAGAACCCUCGUCUCCCUGGGCCUGGGAGAGCUGAGACCUCCCUGGAGACGCAGGCCUGGAAUCCCGCAGUGGAAGCAGGUGACGGUUACGGCCUGGGGAAGCACUCCUAAGCCUCCAAGGAAAAUACCCUGUGUUUACGCAGGGUCCUGUGUCCAGCUCAGAGGCCCUGCAGGCAAGGCUGAGGAGGCCGAGGCUCGGACAGCCGGCAUGCACGUCCCCCAGGCCGCCGCAGCCUGCAUGUGGAGCCGGGAGUGCGUGGGAGUCCCCCUGUCUGCUGGGACGGGUGGCCCCAUGUGACAUGCGUGGUCUGGCCAGACCAGGUCCCCAUGCGCUGGGGUCCCUGCCCGGGGUGCCUCUGACCUGCAUUUGAGGGCAGCACUGAGGGAUGGGGUGGCUCUUCCCAGGCCCAGUAUCCACCCCGUCCCAGGUCUGUGAGCUCCUGUGGUCACUCGAACCACCGAGGGACAUGGCCACCGGCUCCAGGACACCACUGUUCUUGCUGGCUGCCUCCCCCUUGCUCCCUGUCCUCGUCCCACCCGCCUCUCUGAACUACUCCCUUCAGGACAUGACUUCCAAUUCCCGACAGAGAUGAAGGGUCAGGAUUCAGGAACAACAUGUCAGAAUUUAUGGGAAUUCGCCGAGUUCCUGAGCUGUGAAUUACUCUGCAUUUUCCCCAUCACUUGAUGUGAUUUAAGUACGAAUGAGAGACCCGGAGAGUAAAUCCUGCAAUAGGCUAAUGUGAAAACGUUCAGAAGUUUGUUUUUUCUUUUAAAUUAACAUAAAAUGAUAAAUGCAUGGUUUAUCG
Messenger RNA from Lutra lutra (Eurasian river otter), 2849 nucleotides. RefSeq lists its product as uncharacterized. The coding region runs from base 337 to 894 and encodes 185 amino acids. Lineage: Eukaryota; Metazoa; Chordata; Mammalia; Carnivora; Mustelidae. The transcript is spliced from 7 exons. The record is from RefSeq and is a predicted model, not a curated record.